Molecule: messenger RNA, 1556 nt
Organism: Patella vulgata (common limpet)
Lineage: Eukaryota; Metazoa; Mollusca; Gastropoda; Patellidae
Exons: 13
Coding region: 201-1556 (451 amino acids)
Source: RefSeq, a predicted model, not a curated record
UCGUUCAAUAUAGCUAUAAUAUAUGUAUACACGGGAUUUCGGUGAAAUCUAAGGUUUUUUAUUUAUAUAUUAGGAAAAUACACAGUGACACGGAUGUACUGAACGGCAUUUUACAGAUAAACUGUUUAGAAGAGAAAGAUGACGUAGUUUUAGUGAUAUUACGCUAGGACAUCUAAACAAGAGAUAAUUAGAGGUGUUGUAUGAUGGAGGCAGACGGCGAGUGGAGUGACGGGUCUGAUGAUGCUCUGAAGUCAGGUUCUGCUACAGGUAUUUCUGAUGGUGAUGGUGAUGUGGGUACAGAUGAGAAGAAAGUUCUAGCUACAAAUCGUCUGUUGAAGACUGAUCCUGUAAAUGCUAUAUUAGAUAGAAUAGAUGCUGAAUUAGGUGCCAUGAACAUAGUCUCACCAUCACAAUCUAAGUCGAGUAAAUCAUCACCUGUCAAAAAAACAUCUUUAGAUACAAACCAGAUUGUGGUAAAACAAGAUAUCGUUCCACCAACCUCGACACAUAAAACUAACUUACAACAAACAACUCCUUUAAACAAUGGUGCUGUUAUAAAUGGCAAGGAUAAACCAACAAAGAAUCGAAGUUUAGAUCAAGUGAAAGAAGGAGAACAAUAUCACAGUGAUCUCGAUUCUCUCGCCGCUGAACAAAUUGAUGAAAAAUUUAAAGAAAUUAUGAAGAAAAAAAGGGGUGGAUAUCUAGAUGAUCUGAAUACACCUGUUAGUGAUGCUGAAAAAAUAAAAACAGAUGAUUUUAAAUCCACCAUUGUACAUAGUAAAGAUAGUUUAAUACCAAACACAUCCACUAGUUUUUCACCUUCUAAACUAACAUCAUCUCUUCCUAAACAAAAUGGCUAUUGUAGUGACCUAGAAUCUAUUCAAACCGAAGAUUUUGAGAGUAAAUUCGCUGAACUGUUAGUUAAAGAUGGGUCUUGUAGUGAAUCUAUGGAUGGGAAGACAACUACGUUUGACUUCAAAGAAAAAUCACUUUCAGAAUCUUUACCAAAAUCAUCUUUGAAGACCAUAUCUUUUGAAGGAACUAAUAAUAUUACUCCACAAAAAUCAUCAUUAAAAUCUAAAGUAGAAUCUAUACCACCUAGAACCAUGUUAUCUAUAUAUGGUAGAAAUCCACCUACAGGUACACCUACAGGUAUACCCACAGGUAGCAAUUUAAAGAACAGUGAAAAAUCACCAGUUAAAUCCAGUGGUGAGAAGACUAAAAGCGUUAUGUUUGAGACAGAUAGCGUGGAUGAGACAUGUCGAGAGAUAGAACGAGAGUCUGCGAGGAUACAGUUGGAGAUGGGUAAAGAAAGGCGAGCAAACUCUCCAACUCGUAUCACAAAUAAACCUGAGUAUUCAUCACCUUCACCUGUUAGAACAUCAACAAUGCCACCAUCAGAGUUAUUAUCAGUUGCAGAAGAUGACGAUGAGAAACAGGCUAUAGAAAGAGAAGUUAAAUUAUUAAGAGAAGCUCUACAUUGUUCCAGGUUAGAAUUACGAGAAUGUCAGACUAACUUGAAAGAAACGAGAGAAAAGGCAGAAAAUGCCAGGUAA